This is a messenger RNA of Bipolaris maydis ATCC 48331, 1698 nucleotides long. RefSeq names its product permease for cytosine/purines, uracil, thiamine, allantoin-domain-containing protein. Gene Ontology annotation, cellular component: plasma membrane. Gene Ontology annotation, biological process: nucleobase transport; transmembrane transport. NCBI's taxonomy places the organism in Eukaryota, Fungi, Ascomycota, Dothideomycetes, Pleosporales, Pleosporaceae. The record is from RefSeq and is a predicted model, not a curated record. Gene Ontology annotation, molecular function: nucleobase transmembrane transporter activity.
AUGUUGUUCGCAACCUCCCUCCGCAACCGCAGUCAUGCGGUAAAAGAAAAGGCAAAGAUGCGUCUCACACAGCCGUCGAGCUGGCAGUUGCCCAAACAAAACAGCAGCAUCGCCCCAAGUUAUGUUUGGACGAAUGCGGAUAUGGAGCCCGUUCCCCCGGAGAAACGCACAUGGGGCAAAAGUGUUUUCAUCACGUACUGGUUUAGUGAUCUCGUAACGAUUUCGACCUGGAGUUCUGGCUCUGCCAUCUUGACAAUCGGUUUAACGGCAACCGAUGCCGUACUGAUCGUGCUCGUUGCGGCCCUAUGCAAUGCGGUACCAACAGUGCUCAACGGAGCGAUAGGCUCGAAUCUGCAUAUCCCUUUCCCUAUCGCAUCGCGCGCGAGUUUCGGAUACUGGUUCAGCUAUUUCGCGGUCGUCAGUCGGGGUGUCUUGGCCAUGUUCUGGUUCGGGGUACAAACAGCGAAUGGAGGUACAUGUGUUGCUGCAAUCGUCAAUUCGAUAUGGCCGAGUUUCCGUACAAUGGCAAACCAUCUUCCUGAAUCGGUUGGUCUGACCACUGCUGGGAUGAUCUCGUAUUUCCUCUACUGGCUCAUCCAAUUCCCGUUCCUGCUCAUUCCUACCCAUAAACUACAAUACAUGUUCUGGGUUAAGACAGUAUUGCUGCCGCCAGUGGCCAUCGGCAUGACCAUCUGGGUAGCUGUCCGAGCUGGCGGAAAUGGCACUUUCUUCACGCGUCCACCGGCUGUGCAUGGCUCGGAGCGAGCUUGGUUGUGGUUGUCGAGCAUGACUAGCAUCACCGGUGGCUACAGCACACUCGCGGUGAACAUUCCCGACUUUUCCCGAUUCAGCAGAGACCCCAAAGCACAAUACUGGCAACUCCCCGUAAUUCCGUUUUUCAAAACUAUGGUCGCUCUCAUGGGUAUCGUUUCCGCGUCUGCUGCACAGGAAAUCUGGGGUAAGGCCUAUUGGACACCGCUUCAGAUCAUCGAUACUUGGAUGAACACACCAGGCGGUCGAGCAGCAGCGUUCUUUUGCGCCUCUAUCUGGUUGAUUGGUCAACUGAGUGUGAACAUUAGCGCAAAUGCCGUGUCCUUUGCCAACGAUGUCACAACGCUAGCACCGAGAUAUUUCAACGUGCGACGAGGAUCAAUCUUGGUAGCCUUCAUGGGUGGUUGGGCGCUGUGUCCAUGGAUCAUCGUCGCUUCGGGAAAAGCAUUCUUGAACUUCAUGAGCGCAUACGCUAUUUUCAUGGCACCAAUGGCAGGUGUGCUGUUUACAGAUUACUGGUUGGUCAAACACAGGAAGUACAACGUCCCCGCUUUGUACGACCCGCGCGGCAUCUAUCGAUACGGUCGCUAUGGCAUCAACUGGCGGGCUGCCAUAGCAAUGUUUGUGACAAUUAUACCAUUACUACCAGGUCUAGCCAACAAGGUCAAUCCUAACCUGAGGCUUACUGAGGGUCUUCGGAAUCUUUUCACAUUCAAUUGGCUUUACGGCUUCUUUCUUUCCAUGUUCUUGUACUACUUUGCUAAUUUCUUUUUCCCUGAACGGGAUACUCUCAUUUUACAUGUCGUUACUGGUUUCGAACAUCUCGAUGGAGUCGACGUGGAAUGCGAGACGAGUAGCUAUACCAAGGAUGGAGAUAUCGAAGCGUCAAAGGGAGGUCCCGGGAUGAAAGUAUCUCUACAGCCAUAA